Messenger RNA from Penicillium oxalicum, 789 nucleotides. Its product is annotated as MMtag domain-containing protein. The record is from RefSeq and is a predicted model, not a curated record. NCBI's taxonomy places the organism in Eukaryota, Fungi, Ascomycota, Eurotiomycetes, Eurotiales, Aspergillaceae. The coding region runs from base 1 to 789 and encodes 262 amino acids. The transcript has 3 exons.
AUGGGAGCCGCAGGAGAGCUCAGUGAUAACAGAGCUCUCCGAAAGCUCUCCGACUACAAUACUCUUUCAGAGUUCGAGAAAAUGGAUCUGGUUGCUGGUGUCCGGAAAGAGGGUAGCCGCGGCGGCCGUGGCGAGUUCAAAUGGUCCGAUGUCAAAAAUUCAAGCCACCGGGAAAACUAUUUGGGCCAUUCUGUUAUGGCACCAGUGGGUAGAUGGCAACAGAAUCGUGACCUUUCAUGGUAUGCCAAGGGUGACGCCGAUGCUGAGGAGGAAGUGGCUCGCCAGCAGCGUGAAGAACGACAGCGUGUAAAGCAGGCCGAAGAGGAAGCGAUGGCCCGAGCGCUCGGUCUACCUAUCCCGGCCAAAGUCGAGGCAAAUGCAAACCUGACUCCCUUAGGAGCAAAUACAAAGACAUCUUCCGCACCGGAUCAGAAAUCUGCCAAAGAUGCAGUAGAAGAAUCUCGCGGGUCCCGAAAGCACCGGCGUGAUCGAAGCCGGAGUCCGCGUCAGAUGAAGAGCGAGGUAGUCGGAGAUAUUCAGACGACCGUGAGAAAGAUCACCAAAAAGAUCACGACCGGGACCGUCACCAUCGAGGCGACCGACACCGAUCGCGGGAUAGAUUGCAUCACAAGAGGCGGUCGCGCUCACGCUCACGAUCACGAGAUGGUGACGAUCGAAGAGGACAUCAAAGACCUCGACAUCACGAGCGUAGCUACUCGCCUGCUGAACGACGUCGCGAAGUCGAACGGCCCAGACGCCGGUCUGAUCGUGAUCGACGACACUGACUAA